AGGGAGGAGGUGGGUGUCCACAGUGCGCAUGUGUAGACGGUGUGUUCUGUGCUGCGGUGGACCGGGGACUGGACACACACUGCUGGAGAGAUGGCGCGGCACCCGACCGGAGCGCAAGGACAGCUGGUUGGCGGCGGGGGGGCUUGAAUUACAAAGAAAAUCCUAAAUAUGUUGUUCUGUUGUUUAUUUUUUUUAAACUGAGAAAAGAAUAAAGGAUUUUUUUAAAAAGGGAAUUCCCAUUUUGGAAACCAGCCGCUGAGGUAGGACAAAAAGACUCUAAUAUCAGAAGCGGGACAUAAACAGGAGACAAGCAACGGAGGCUGCAGCCAGGAGYAGGGCGAGGAAGCAACAAAAAGAAAAUUGAAGUUUACCGGACGUGAGGACUUUUGGGGCAUCCGUAGGUCAGAUAGAUGGUUGCUCCACAGCGCUGCCCGGAUCAUGAACGCGCAGCUGUCCAUGGAGAACAUAGGCGACCUGCACGGAGUGAGCCAUGAGUCGGUGGCCGCUCACGGAGAGCUGCUGAGCGGCCACAGUCCGCACUCGCGUCCGAGCCCGCGGACUCUGAGCCACCGCGCCAUGGGCAUGGCCACCCUGCUGGACGGAGGAGACUAUCACCACCCGGGACACCUGCACCCGGCCAUCAGCAUGUGCGAAGCCCCCCCGGGCAUGAGCGCGAGCACCACUUACACUACCCUAACCCCCCUGCAGCCCUUGCCCCCCAUCUCCACCGUCUCCGACAAGUUCCCCCCGCAUCAUCAUCAUCACCACCACCACCACCACCCGCACCAUCCGCACCCCCAUCCGCACCAGAGGAUCCCGGGAAAUGUCAGCGGCAGCUUCACGUUGAUGCGGGAGGACCGCAGUUUGGCGCCUAUGAACAGUCUGUAUCCCGCAUAUCACCACAAGGACCCCUGCAUGGGCCAGAGCCUCUCCCCGCUGUCCGGCUCGGGGCUGGCCAGCAUCCACACGUCCCAGGCCGGCAUCCCUCCGUACGCGCAUCCCGGCGCCGCCAUGCCCGGGGAGAAGAUGCUCACCCCCAGCGGCUUCGAGGCUCACCACCCGGCCAUGCUCGGCAGGCACACGGAGCAGCACAUGAGCUCCUCGGCGGGCAUGGUGCCAAUCAACGGACUCCACCACCACCCGCACGCGCACCUGGGCGCGCCGGGCCACGGCCAGGGGCUGGGGAACGGCCGGGAGCAGGCCUCCGGGCCCGGGCAGCAAGUGGGCGGCGGUGGAGGAGGAGCCGGAGGAGGAGGGGGUGUUUCUGGGGGACAGAUGGAGGAGGUGAAUACCAAAGAGGUGGCGCAGAGGAUCACCACGGAGCUGAAGCGCUACAGCAUCCCUCAGGCCAUCUUCGCCCAGCGGGUCCUGUGCCGGUCCCAGGGGACCCUGUCCGACUUGCUGAGGAACCCCAAGCCCUGGUCAAAGCUCAAGUCCGGCAGAGAGACGUUUCGGCGCAUGUGGAAGUGGCUGCAGGAGCCUGAGUUCCAGCGCAUGAGUGCGCUCAGGCUCGCAGGUGAGCGAAGCCUCGCCUGUAAGCGUAAGGAACAGGACCACGGCAGAAGCGAGCGGGGCAGUGUGACCAAGAAGCCCCGGCUGGUGUUCACGGACGUGCAGCGGCGGACGCUCCAUGCCAUCUUCAAGGAGAACAAGCGUCCAUCCAAAGAGCUGCAGCUCACCAUCGCCCAGCAGCUGGGCCUGGAGCUGGCCACAGUCAGCAACUUCUUUAUGAACGCACGCCGCCGGAGCCUGGAUAAGUGGGUGGACGACGGCUCCGGUCAUGCAACCAACUCCGGGCCCAGUGCCUGCACCAAAGCCUGACGUGGGACUGAAUCCGACCAACUCAUGGACUGACUCAACCUCGGUGGAAAAGCUUUAAAAACUUACAGAAAUCUUAGAGACCUCGAAGCAACGUUUUGCCCUUAAAAACCUGUACUAUAUUGAUAUUUAUAGUAUCCAAAGAUGAAAAGAGAACAAACCAAAGACUUCUCGUUUAACCUGCUUUAAAAUGUUCGUUUGAGCUACGUGUUUAUGUUUUACAUACUGCAAAAAGACUUUCACUUUCUUACACACACACACACACACACACACACACACACACACACACACACACACACUGUCACUGGUCUUUAGCUUUACUACUCCUCCCCUCACCUCCCCACUGUGUUUCAGUCUGUCAUUUGCCAUCUUUAUCUUUAAUCUGAUUGGUUGGUUUUAAUGAUGGGUCCCUAAACGGAGGUUUAAUCAGCCUGUUGGGAGUCUGAUCUGCAGCUGUCCAGAAAAAGAAUAGAAAAAAAAACAGGGAUGAAUGUGGAGUUCCAGUGGGAUUUGGUCAAUCAAAUAAAAAUCCUACAGGAGCGACUGGAUUGUUCUGAAACCUCGUUCGGAUCAGUGCAUGGACUUUGAUGUUUGUCUGUGUGUCUGUGCAGUUGUCUGUCUUUCUUUCAAGCAUUCCAGACAGACAGGACAGGAAAUGUCCAUGGGUGGACUGCUAACCAUGAAACCAAAAAAUAAUAAUAAUAACAAAAAAAAAAUCCUUACCAGGGCUAAACCAAAAACAAAACUCAGCCUCAGCUGAAGUGGUGCUUUCCUCCAACCUGCUGAACUCAUGUAAAACAGGAAACCAAAGCUUUCUGCAUUUUUCUGCAUUUUUAACCAGAGAAAGCAACUUUACCAAAGAAUAUACACCUCUUAUCCUCUUGUACCUCCACAGCUCAUGCAACGUUUGCAUCUUACUUACAUUUUGUUCCUUAUUGACAGGAAAGCCACAUGACCUACAAUUACAAGCUGUUUGCCUUAAGGUUCCUGAUUGAAGCAACGUAUUCCAUUCAGCUAGAAUCUCACAGCAGAUGCUUUGUGUGAGGCUGAAUCAUUGCAGAUGUUUAACUCAAAAUGCCAAACAGUUGGCAAAGAAAGAUAAAAUCGGUUCAGUGGUGUGUUUUCUCUGCAAAGCGCUCUGUCAGAGAGACAAAUUGCGUGUGUUUUUUUCUUUCAGGACACCUCUUUCAUAAGAAGGACUGAGUGUGUCUCUGUCGCCCCUGCAUGCCUCACGUGUCUUUGAUUUUUAUCUCCUCAUCAAAGACGUAGAGCCGAGGAGAUGAUACCAAUGAUCGAAUCACUUUCAGGCGCUUACGCAGCAAUGUCAACCCGUCACCUGAAUACGAAAGCAACCCAGCCGACUCCCCUCGCCCUCCCCUCCGCCCCCUUCUCCCGGUAAGCCGUACGUACUGCAGCGCUCGGAGGAAAGCACCACGCAGAUGCUGGAUGGCGUUGGCUAUAUUAAGCUGCACCCCACUUCUCCUCCACCCAUCCUCUCCUAGGCCAGGGUUAGCAGCUCCACAUUCGUUCCGACAAGCUUUGAAUGAGAGGCCGGGGGAAGCUGCUUCUUCAUCUCGGAGUGAAAAACCAAAAAAAAAUGACAAGAGACCAAAAAAAAAACCAGAAGUUUCAAACCUGCUGAUGUUUUUAGUGUGAACCAAAGAUGCUACCUCACUCAAGUUCCAUAUGUGAUUUCUAUCACUUUGAUGAUACCAAAGAUAACCAAAGAUUUUUUCUAAUUGCACGGCCUCUGUGAGUGGUGUUUAAAAGAUGCUAUGAUGUAUGUGUCCCCCCCUUUUCUUUACCCCACCCCCCCCUCUACUUCCUUCCUCCUCCUUCAAUCUGCAAUCAACCCACGCGCCCCUGCUACACAUUGCUCUUGCUUCAUCCUGAUUUCAGCUCUGUAUAGAUAGUCCUUGCUGAUGUAGCUGUAGGCAGAUGUGCCGCACUCGAGCAGCCGCACAGGUGCCUGCGGGUCCAGCUUGUACUGAUAUGAUCUUUGUUUGUGCCUGUUAAUCACAAAAAAAUUAUCCUUUCUGAUGAAAAGCCAAAGGGAAAAAAAAUAGGAAUAUUCUGACAUUAUGACAAGCCAAGAAUUUGUUGUGGUCGGUCCAGAACGGUUUACGUUGUUUUUUUUUUGUUUUUUUUUUUGUAGCUUUCCAUCCACGCGGCCCUGCCUCCUUGUGUGUUUUUGUAGUUUAUAGAUCGAACAAAGAAGUCAGACAUCGUCACACGACCGCGUAGGGCAGACAGCCAUGGGCAGAAUUCAACGAUAGGCAGACGUGUUCCUGAAAGUAGAAGCAGAUGUGUUGCAAUCUUUCUAAAAAAAAAUAAUACUCCCAGGACGAGUGCCUUGCUUGAACCAAAGUGUUAAACCGCCGUUGACCUCUCACCUUUGACUCUGUGAAUACCUCAGCCUGUAGAAGGGCCACAACUGAAGAAACAAGGAAUUUCUUUCUCUUCUUUUUCUUUUUUUUAAUGUUUAGCUUUGUUUAAAUCACAAUGUGGUGCUUUCGCCAGCUCAACCAUGCAAUGAAAAACAUACCAAAGGAUGUUCUGUUGUCCACUUCUACAGAUUAAACCAAAGGUCUUUGUUUUGAUUUUUCGUCCCUUUUUUUCUGUCCUCUCUCUCUCUCUCGUCCCGCUCCUUUGUCCUCCCCUCCCCUACACUUUCCUCCUCUCUCUGCCGCGUGUAGGAAGGUGCUGCACUCUGGCCGUGCAUGUCUUUACCAAUGUCUCUGAAUACCUCAUAGUAAUAAUUCCUUUGAGUUCUGCAUUGAGACGUCGUCUCUCUGCGGCGGAGCUCCACUUCUUUUGUUACUGUUGUUUCAAAAAAGCUGUAUUAUUACUAACUUUGAGGUGAUUUGUUGAUUCUUUUUAACUCUCAUUUURGGCAGAAGUGCUCUGUUCCAAGUCACGGAGGAUGAGUUUCAGGGUUGAUGUUCGAAACUUUAAGAGAUGGAGGGAGAAACGUAUUUUUAUUUUUUAUUUUUUAUCAGACACUGGGUAUUACUUUUACAGGGUAAAACCAACUGCUGUGAUGUUGUGUUCAUGAUUCCUCUUUUACCUACGUCCUUGUUGUGAUUAUUAUUAUUUUUAUUUAAUUGCAUUUUGUAUUGUUUAACAACUUCUUUAAUUUAAGUCUUUGUAGAAACUCUAGAUUUGUACAUAUUAGGUUUUUUGGAGGAAAAAAGAAAAAAGAACAGAAACAAAAAAGACAGUUUUCGUUUUACGGCCUUAUUUUUCACGCUUAGAUCUGACAAAUGAGUUUUUUUUGUUUGUUUGUUUGUUUGUAUGAUUUUCCUUCAGCAAAUCCUAGCCGGCAUUUCAAUGUGUGUGUUUUAAACACUGCCAAAAAUCCAGACAGUUGAUUUUGCCAGAGCCAACAAAGUCAAACAGGAGCUACUUUGUUGAUCAGCUGGUGAAAAAAGCAGUGUGUACGUGUGUAUUAAUGUUUUUUUUUUCUAUUCCUUUUUGAAUACAGUUACUUUAUGAGUAUUGCUGCACAUCCAAAGAUUUUUAAAACAAACCAAAAAAAUUGGAGAAAAAACGUUUGUUUUGUUUUUUAGGAAAAGCACUGGCGUUUGUAAAGUUGUUGAGUUUUUAUUUGCCAUUCGCACGGUUACAGAAUGUAGAAGGCGUAGGGCUCUGUAGACAAGCUGACUCUACCGUGUGGGGAAUCUCCUGUACAAUCUGAAGCAUUUGAGUGAAAAAAAAAAAAGCGUGGGCUGCAAGCCUUGCUCACUUUGCUGUCUCAUGCACAGAGUGAAGUGGAGCGGAGGCAGGGCAGCCGGUCUGCCGGGGGCCGUGCCACGGAGCUGGGUCUGUUUUUAUCACCGUGGCUCGCCGCCUCCCUCCACCUAGUAUCUGUUCUUUUGGUACGUACUCGUGGAAUGACUGUAAGCAAAGUCUAACAAACUGCAGAGAACCCUACCAAGAAAUCCAUGUGUGAGUGUGUGGGGGGUUCUAACAUUUUGGACUGCUUCUUUUUAAAAAAAAUUUAUGUGAACCCAGAAUUCAGGUUCUGCUGAGGUUAGGGAGUUUGUGUCUCAUCAUCUGCAUGCAUCUCUUUACUGUUUUUUUUAAUCUUAUUAUUUUAUUGUUGGUUAAAUGUGUUCGCUCUGCAUGCAUGUGGCUGAUUGGUGGACAUAGGGUUCUCAGAGCUGUCAGCAGCUGUCUCGGCCUGAAUCCAAAUACCAAAAUGUCCAAAUCAGACUAAAUCAGGAUGAUGUGCUGACGUCGUGUUAUUAGGUGGAAAGGUAGUUACAUUUAGCUUAAAAAUUUGUAUUUAAGACGUUGGAUGCAAAAUGGACUUUUUUUUUCUUUUAUCAGGUUUUGUUUUAUUUAUUCUGUCUCAAAGGAGUUCCCAUAUGAUGGGUAGCUUGGCUACAAGUCUCAUAACAAUACUGCAGCGCCUACGACAAUCAUCUGGGUCUCUUACGCUGGGGAACUAGUUUCUCACCCGCAGAGGGGUGUCCUCGAGCUAUUCAUACACAAAGAUGCUUGAAAGGUUUUGAUAAACAAGCAUUUUUGUCAUCAGAUUACAGCCAAAGGUGUUUUGCGGGGGGUGGGUUUAUUUUGCACUUGUGUUUCAAAAUGACGUCUCAUUGGUCUGGUCGGCCUUGUUCUCUUUCUUUUGGCUUCCUUAUUAACACACAGUGGCUCUUUGAUUUGUCAGUUUCUGAAUGUGUAAGCACGCGUGUGCGUGUGUGUGUGUGGGUGUGUGUGUGUGAGUGCAUGUGUGCCAGAGAGGCGAUACUUGCCUGUGUUACUCUCACAUGUAUAACUCCAUGUCUCAUGGUUUGAUUUGUCAUCGCUGUUUCCCAGGCUUUACUACUGCUUUCUCAGUGCCGUGCAAUAUCAUCUGUUGUGAUUGCUAAGCAAAAAAGAAAAAAAAAGAAGAAAAAAGAAAGAAAAUUGAGGAGCAAGUGAUGAUGUCAUCCAGCUUUUUUCUUUUUCUUUUCAGUGUUCAAAUGUUUCAACAUUUCUGUAGUCACAAAAAAAGGUAGAAAAUAAACUGUUGGUAUUUCCAA
Austrofundulus limnaeus is the source of this 6851-nucleotide messenger RNA. RefSeq names its product one cut homeobox 1 (gene onecut1). The record is from RefSeq and is a predicted model, not a curated record. NCBI's taxonomy places the organism in Eukaryota, Metazoa, Chordata, Actinopteri, Cyprinodontiformes, Rivulidae. Gene Ontology annotation, biological process: regulation of transcription by RNA polymerase II. Bases 439 to 1821 code for a protein of 460 amino acids. Gene Ontology annotation, cellular component: nucleus. Gene Ontology annotation, molecular function: RNA polymerase II cis-regulatory region sequence-specific DNA binding; DNA-binding transcription factor activity, RNA polymerase II-specific. The transcript is spliced from 2 exons.